Messenger RNA from Symbiodinium necroappetens, 927 nucleotides. NCBI's taxonomy places the organism in Eukaryota, Dinophyceae, Suessiales, Symbiodiniaceae. The record is from the annotation of a GenBank genome assembly.
AUGGCUGGAGGUGACGACAGUCAAAGUCUCGAUGCUUUGGAGCAAAGGCUCAUAGCCCUAAAAGCAGACGUCGCCAACCAGCGGAUACCCAAGCUUGCAGCGGAGGAUGAAGGAACCAAAAUCCUUCUAGCGGCCGACAACUUGCAGUUGCAAGGAGAUGGUCGUGGCCGAAGAAGACGGUUGGUUCAAGAGAUCAGUUUACUACUGGAUCCGCCCGAGGAAGUUUCGGCAGCUCUCGUGAGCACGACAAGAACAGAACCGUCUUGUGCUGGCAGAAGUUCGGCGGUGAUUGACGAUUUGCUGUCUGCAGCGGGGCAUCUGCUGGCAGAGAUGCACUGGUUGUGCCGACUCACUCAAGAGGCCAUCGCCAGCCAGGAGGACGCGUAUCUCUUCUCCGUCAUCCCGCGGCUGCCAGAUCUGGAGGAGGUGCAACUUGUGCGCAAGCUGCGGUCAUGGGCAUCAUCGCCCCCUCCUUCACAUGCCCGAGAAUGCCAAAUGGUGGUGAAAAGAAUUGACGAUCUGAGUAAAGAGGUGCAAGCCGCCCUGGAGGCGUUGAGCCAGCCAGCGGAGUCGUAUGCUUUCUGUCAGAAAGCUUGUGCGGUUUACUCCGACCUGCUCUCGUGCAUGGAAGCGGAAGCCCGGGGAACAGAGCUUAAGGAGUCUUAUCUGGAGCUGUUGCAGCGGCUUCAAGCCGAGCGCCAGGAGGUGAAGAAAGACAUCGCGUUUGCGAAGGAACGUCUGAAAUCUUUGCGAGCACGGUAUAGAAUCCUCCGUUGCCUUGCACCCUCUCGGGAAGAGGCACAGCAGAUGAACGCAAGAGAGCUUAGACUAUGUCUGCACAUUCACAAGGUGCCCCAGCUCAGUGGACUAAUGGACAAGCAGGACAUCAUAGAAGCGCUCGUGAGUUCUGGGGUCAUUCUGGCAUAA